AUGCCUGGCUUUUCGGACUCUCUCUGGACCCCCGAUUCUCCAUCAGGUCUGGGGGUACUGUACGGGAAGUUGCAGCAGAGGGUCGUGCGGAACAAGCAAAUCUUGGCCAUUGCGUCCAUGCCAGUGCAGAAGCAGAGGAUCAGUAUGGACUCCGCCAUGGAAGAUAUUGCCCCAAGCGUGGACAGGAUGACGGCGGUAGGAUUCGGCUUGGACGAUUGUACACUAGGUCUCGUUCGAAAGGUAUGUUUCCAGACACGUGGAAUGGACUGGAGUGAAGAAAGAGUGACGUCGCGCAGAAUCUCGCUACAGGCAUACGAAGGAAUCCGCACCGAGAUGAUCGGGGCCUCCAAGAACCACCAGAAGAUCGCCAACAAUAUCCUUGAACUGGUCAUAUCGCCCUUCCGCCGUUGGAGCGAGCAGCACGACAUGCGUGUUCAGUAUUCGCAUGACCUCCUCCAGUCCGAUCAAGGGGCACACCAAGCGAGGCGGAGUUGGUAA
Molecule: messenger RNA, 498 nt
Organism: Penicillium robsamsonii
Lineage: Eukaryota; Fungi; Ascomycota; Eurotiomycetes; Eurotiales; Aspergillaceae
Product: GTPase-activating protein RGD2
Exons: 1
Coding region: 1-498 (165 amino acids)
Source: RefSeq, a predicted model, not a curated record